AAACGCACACGCAAAGCCACAAAGGUGAGUGAACUGAAAAAAAAAAUAGAAAAAAAAAAUCUAACAGUGUAAAAAGUGCGCCGGCAGACCAGCCUACAAAUGGCCAAGCUUUCUCCACGUGGCGUCUCUCUCCUGCGAUCUUUCUCCUCCUUCCUCUGCGCUCCUCCAGCUACUUCGCCAUUGCUUCACACCAACAAGCUCAAUAUAUUCUUCUCCUAUACCACCAUGGACAAAACCCCACAAGAAUCCAUAAAGGAUCAGCUCAGAGAAGGGUACAACAAGGAAACCAGCGAGUACAAUGCUUCAGACAAUAUACUCCCUCACAUUUUCAAUAUCUAUGCAUCACGUGCAACACCUCAAGAUUUUGAAAUUUAUGCUCCUGAUGCAACCUUUGAAGAUCCUCUUAUGUGUGCACAUGGGGUAAGCCAAAUCAAAUCCGCAUUCUAUUCACUUGGCAAGAUUUUCAGUGAAUCAAGAAUUGUUGAAUAUAGCUUGACAGAAAAUGAGAUAUCUCCUGGAAAGAAAGAGAUACUAAUUGAUAACAAGCAAUACUACAAGUUCAUGGGUAGAGACAUCAAUAUGGUAUCGCUCAUCAAGUUGUACACUGAUGGAGGAAAGGUUGUUCGCCAUGAAGAUUGUUGGGAUAAGAAACCACUCCGGAACCAGAACACGGUGACGCUACCACUUGUUGGGAGGAUGUUCGAGCUCUCGCGUAGAGCCUCGAUGCUGGCAACUCAUGCAGUGAUGGGGUUUGGAAGGGAUCCACCAAAUCCUGUCAUGUAAACCAUUCCCUUUGGAAGUGAAAAUUAUGUAGGUUUAUCUACCCCCUUGGUGUUUUCAGUUUGCAUCCUUAAUUUCAUAGAAAUAUAUAAUGUGGGGAUGUUUUGUUUACAUUGUAUACAAAAGAAAUGUAGGUGGUGCAGUUACUUUGGACUUUGGAGUAUAUCUAUGUAAACCAAAUAUGUUGAAUUGGGCUGAUGGAGUUUGUUGUGGGUGAAAAGGGGUCCUAGAAUAAUCCUACAAAAAGUAAUGCUUCUAUUGUUUUAUACAUUUAGGUUAUAAAGAACAUGUACUAUAAGUUUUAGAGAAAUAAUAUAUACUAUUGUUUUAUGAAACAUUA
This is a messenger RNA of Ipomoea triloba (trilobed morning glory), 1120 nucleotides long. RefSeq lists its product as uncharacterized. The transcript is spliced from 7 exons. NCBI's taxonomy places the organism in Eukaryota, Viridiplantae, Streptophyta, Magnoliopsida, Solanales, Convolvulaceae. The record is from RefSeq and is a predicted model, not a curated record. Bases 100 to 783 code for a protein of 227 amino acids.